Molecule: messenger RNA, 1037 nt
Organism: Medicago truncatula (barrel medic)
Lineage: Eukaryota; Viridiplantae; Streptophyta; Magnoliopsida; Fabales; Fabaceae
Product: protein TIC 22-like, chloroplastic
Exons: 7
Coding region: 94-834 (246 amino acids)
Biological process (GO): protein transport
Cellular component (GO): chloroplast
Source: RefSeq, a predicted model, not a curated record
CCAUUUUUAAUUAUCCUCUUCCCAAACACAAAAGCCUUCGAUAUCCCCCACUCCACCUCUCUGCAACAACCGCAAAGGAACCCAGAAACCAAAAUGAACUUCGAGAAUUUCCAGAAAGCACUAUCAGAAUUCCAAACCCAUUGCAACAACGUAGUCCAGAAUCUCACCGCCAACCUAAACCUCCGUCCAAACCCUCCUCCGUGGGCCCGGAUAGCCCAAAACGCCGUCAAACCCAUGUCAACGGAGGCAAUUGAGAAGCGCCUCGAAGGCGUACCCGUUUACGCUCUCAGCAACGCUACCGACGAGUUCUUAUUGGUCUCCGGGGCCUCCACCGGAAAAAAUCUCGGUCUAUUUUGCUUCAAAAAAGAAGACGCUGAAGCGUUGCUUCAUCAAGUAACCACUAUUGAUCCUCUUAUGCCGAGUGGUUCUAAAGUUGUUCCUGUUGCUCUUAACAAGGUGUUUCAACUUAAGGUUAAUGGUGUUGCGUUUAGAUUGAUACCGGAGUUUGAUCAAGUCAAGAAUGCUAUGCAUGAGAGGGAAAAAUCUGGCAUUCCUUCCGGUGACUUUUUCGGUGUUCCAGUUUUCCAGUCCAGAAGUCUGGUAUUGAAGAGCCAGAGUAAGAGAUAUCGUCCACUUUUCUUCAGAAAGGAGGAUUUGGAAAAUUCACUUGAAAAGGCAGCUGGUCAGCUUAAUAGAAUAAAAUCUGGUGACAUCGAGGUUUCUGCUCUAGAGGAUGUAAUAAAGGAAAUGAAGGAAAAUUCUACAUCAAAAUGGGAUGAUGUUAUUUUUAUACCUCCUGGAUUUGAUGUUUCAACUGACUCCAAUGGGCAAUAGUGCAUGAUGAUCUAUAGAUGAAAUUGGUCAGUCAUGUCACUGUUUGUAUUUCUACUUUCUAGUAUUAGCUUUUAAGAUUAAACUCAUGGCACAUGACAAUCAAUUAUUUAGGUUUAUUGAAUAUGACAAACUUCUGAUUGCAAAUGCAUAGUCUUAAAUACUAACUGCCAUAUGAAUUGUUAAUGGAGAGUUUGGAUUUUUCA